UUACGUGUCAGUCUGACAAAGUAGUGUCAAACGCUUGUGUCAGGUGUCAGCCUGUCAGCUGAUCAGCUGAUAUAUUCGGUGCUUUAUUUACUUGUGUGUUGUGUUUGCAAAUAUUGUCUUUUACGUUUACUUUUAAUUGUACGUGACAAAUUAUUAUUCUCUUUGAACCUUACAAUUUCAAGAGAGACAAAUAUCGCUUAUUGGUUCGAAUCGAAAACAUGACAAAUACAGAGAAUAAUGAUCCUUUUUACCAUUCUUUGAGCGGUGACAAGGAGAAGAUGGAAACUGUUGAACCUAUCAAAUAUAUUCUUCAAGUUCCUGGAAAGCAGAUAAGGGCCAAAUUAUCCCAGGCUUUCAACUACUGGUUAAAAAUAUCGCCCGACAGAGUAAAGCAAUCGAGGAAAAUAGUAAUUAUGCUCCACAAUGCAAGCCUUGUGUAAAAUGAUGAUAUUGAAGAUACCAUUUUGCGAAGAGGUAUUCCUGUUGCUCAUUCUGUUUAUGGAAUUGCUGGCUCGCUAAUGCUGCAAAUUAUGUAAUGUUUAUUCUUGGAAAAGAGUUGUUAAUUGCAACAUUCUGCAGCGACGAAAGUAUAUAUGGAACAAUUAUUGGAACUUCAUAGAGGUCAAGGUAUGGAAAUAUGGCGGGACAAUUUCAUUUGUCCAAGUGAGGCAGAUUACAAAACUAUGACAAUAAGAAAAACUGGUGGUCUCUUUAACAUGGCGGUAAGAUUAAUGAAAUUAUUCUCAGCUUACGAAGAAGACUUAUCGUCAUUAAUAGCUAUUUUGGGCUUGUACUUUCAAAUACGAGAUGAUUAUUGCAAUUUGUGCCUCAGUGAAUAUACCGAAAAUAAAAGUUACUGCGAGGAUUUGACUGAAGGAAAAUUCAGCUUUCCAAUUAUUCAUGCAAUUACAACCAAUCCUGGUGAUAGGCAAAUAAUAAAUAUUCUGAGACAACGAACGAAAGAUAUCGAAGUGAAACGUCAUUGUGUUAAAUUAUUGGAGAAAUUUGGCUCCUUCAAGUACACUAGAGAUGUGCUUGAAGAGUUGGAUGCAAAAACGAGAGCUGAGAUUGAUCGUUUAGGAGGCAACCCAUUGUUGAUAAAAAUCCUAGAUGAGCUUAAGAAUUGGGAUACCAAAGAAGCGCCUAAAGAUCUCUUAACUGGAACAUUUAAAUUUAAGAGAGAAAAAAGAUAUAUAUUAAAUUUAUAUUUUUCUUUAUUAUGUAAAACUGCAAGUUUCCAUAAUGUUACACAGAGUGAUCUGCUAUUAAUAGUAAAAGAGAGCAAAGGAUAGUUGUACAUGAAAAAUAUGAUGGAACAAUCGUAAAAGAUGUAUAAUAAAACUUCUUGAUAGGAAGUUUUUGAGGAGAAAAAAUGGCACGUUAAAAAGAUACUUGAGAAUGAAAAUGACAAUCGUAUCUUGCUUGCUCAUUUACAAAUAGCAUUAUAAUAUAAAUUUUUAUGUGAGACUAAAAAAUAUUUAUUACAUUUUAUAUUUAUUGAUAUAGAAAUUGUAAUCUAUUGUUAUUGCAUUAAAAACUAUGCUGUACAAAUGUUAUGAUCUCUCUUGUUAACAAUAAGUAUAUUUUAAAUCUUUGAUUCUUCAAACGUUGCCAUAUAUGUUCUUGUUUUUUAAAACUUACUUUAUCAUUCCUGGAUAUAAACUAUGAAUUCGAACAAAUCCUUUAAAUAAAAAUCAAGACAUGACAAAUUUAGUAAUUUGAUCCAACUUGUCAAGUUAGUACUGUAACCAAUCCAACACUUACAUUGCUCGUUUGAAAAACUUUAUUUUUCAAAUGUAAGUUCCACCGUGUUAAAAAUUUUUAAUAUUUUUAAUUAUGAGAAGUGUUUUCAAACUAGUAAUAAAUCAAUAGAUAAUAAGAAGAGAAAACACAAUUCUGAUGUUUAUAAAUAGGACGCUGAAUGAAUAGAAAAAUAUGGAAUUUUGCCUAAUAUAUGCAUGUAACUGAUGUUCAGUUUAUUUUUCUAAAAAAAAAAAAUAAUACAAAGCUUUUAUCUUCAACUCAUCUGUUCAUGUAAAACCAUCUUGCCAACUAAUACUAUUAAUAACAGAUUAGUACUGUGUUUAAUACUUCUACAUUACAAAUUACAACAGAACAAUUUUAUAAACAGGAUGAAAUAAUUUUUCUGUUUCUAUGUCAGGAAUGAAACUAUACAGUCUGUGAUAUUAAGAAUGAGAAUAUUUCUUUUUUUCUCUUACAUUUGAGUUUUAUGAGGUUUGGAGAUACUUUUAUAAAGUAUUUUAUUAGCAAUCGCGUAACGUGUAUACAAUAAUUUAAUAGCAUACUGAAUGAUCGCAUUAUCGAAGUUUUAUAUAAUUGUUUUGUACGUAUCAUGCUAUUACAAUAUACAUUUGUACCUGUUACAUUCUGAAAUACAUAGAAUCAUAGAAAAUCAUCAUCUAUAACUAACGAAUGUCUAUCUAAGAAAAAUAUUUGCGCAUUUUUGUCAUCUCUCCAAGCGCACAAUAUACAAUUCUUACUACAUCAUCAGCAUCAGUGUUUAGAUCUUUUUCGCAGAUUUGAAAAAUCAUUAAGUUCAGUAUGCUCUCUUUUUAUCCUUCAGAUUUAGACUAGAUCUCGCACACAAAAUCACUGUUCGUGUCAUUUAAUUCGCACAACUUUAGAAGGCAUUAUUUCGGCCUCGCUCAUCUUUAAUCAUCUUCGUUUCCUCGUUGCGAGCAGAAUCCUUUGCUCCUGAUUGACGCAGGAUCAGAUCGAAUCGGAGAUUUCUCAAGUCUAAGGACUAAGAUAACGUGGCGAUUUGACAUGUCCUCUGUUCAAGCUCGCUGUCCUCGUCAGUUUCGCUGGCCCAAGAGGGCCGUCGCUCGUGUCAUAUCUCGCCAUCGCUAUCCCCAGGACAGCGCCCUGUUCCUGACACGCCGUCAUCGAGGACCUCCGUCACCUCGCGAAGCAGACAAUGAUUGAUAGAUAUAAUCGCAACAAACAAAAUGUAUUCAUCGAACUCAACAGCGGACGCAGGGAUCUUGAAGAUACUUACUAGGACUUCCUCGAAGCGAUCGUAAUUGUCCUGUCUGGAGUUCAAGAGACUCUCGCCUACGGAAUCGGACCCGGCGUUCGAUUGGCAAGGAUCUCGUCGUCCUAGUGCGCUCGAUGCAAUAUGCAGCAAGGACAAUACCGCCAACAGACCGGCUGCGAACCAUAUGCAUAUAUGUAUCAGGAAAUUCGCACAGGGGACAACGAGGAAUAGCUGAAGGAGUUUGCGUCCUCUUACCCGCAACGUAGGAGAGCCAAAGUCUAUUGGGUCGCCAUACUAGGACGCAGGACAACGGACGGAACAGCAAGACGAGUUCUUCAUCGACUCAACCUCGUGGAGACUUUCGUCGCUCAUUACAAGAUUACUGAAUUAAAUCCUGAUUGUACAUAAAAAAGAGGAACUUUUCACUUCAAAAAACUUUUCAAUAUUUUAUAACUGCAACAAGUUUUACAAUACAUUCUCUUAAUUGUG
This is a messenger RNA of Nylanderia fulva, 3487 nucleotides long. The record is from RefSeq and is a predicted model, not a curated record. Lineage: Eukaryota; Metazoa; Arthropoda; Insecta; Hymenoptera; Formicidae.